AUGAUGUUCAAGUCGAACCUUUUGGCUGCCCUCUUGGGAGCCUCCAUGGUCAACGCCCACAUGAUCAUGAGCACCCCGACUCCCUACGGCCAGGACAGUCUCAACAACUCGCCUCUGGAGGCAGAUGGUAGUGACUUCCCCUGCAAGCAACGUGACGGUGUCUACGAUGCUCCCUCCACCGAGACCAUCAUCGGAAUCGGUGAAUCCCACGCACUCGCUUUCGAGGGCUCCGCCACCCACGGUGGUGGUUCCUGCCAGAUCAGUUUGACCGAGGACCUCAAGCCAUCCAAGUCCUCGACGUGGAAGGUCAUCAAGUCCUUCGAGGGCGGCUGCCCUGCCAAUGUCGAAGGCAACCUGGCAGCUGGUGCCGUCGAUCAGACCCAAUUCAACUUCACCAUCCCCGACGGCAUCUCUGCUGGCAAGUACACUCUGGCCUGGACCUGGUUCAACCGCAUCGGUAACCGUGAAAUGUAUAUGAACUGCGCACCUAUCACCGUCAGCGGAGGCUCAUCCAAGCGCUCUGCCGAGGAGCUCGAGAAGCGUGCCGCCAGCUUCCCGCCCAUGUUUGUCGCCAACGUCAACGGUUGCACCACCAAGGAGGGUGUGGAUAUUCGCUUCCCUCAGCCUGGUGACGAUGUCGAGUAUGAUGGCGAAGCCAGCAACCUCGCCGCCGAAGGUUCUGAGGCUUGCACCGGCACUGCCAGCUUCGGCGGCUCUGGCGACACCUCCUCUGGCUCCAGCUCUGGUUCCAGCUCCAGCUCUGGUUCCAGCUCCAGCUCCGGUUCUGACUCUGGAUCGAGCUCUGGCUCUGGCUCCUCUGGCUCCAGCUCCGGCUCCAGCUCCGGCUCGUCUGAUUCUGCCGCUUCCUCCGUCGCUCCCGUCGCUCCCUCAUCAACUUUGGCGGCAGUCGCAAGCGUCUCGAGCCAGCCCGAAGUUGCCGGACAGGUUGCUUCCUCGCCCUCUGCGCCUGCUCCAGCCCCUUCAUCUUCGUCCAGUUCGGGAUCGAGCUACGAGUCUGGCUCCGAGUCCAGCUCCGGUGCCAGUUCUGAUUCCAGCUCCGGCUCAGGCACUUUGUCGGGUGCCUGCAACACCGAGGGCGAGUGGAACUGCGUCAGCGGUUCCUCUUUCCAGCGCUGUGCCAACGGUAACUGGUCCGCUUCUCAGCAGAUGGCAGCCGGCACUGAAUGUGGCGCUGGUCAGAGCAGCGAGCUCACCGUGACAGCCACCCGGAAGGCGCGCCACAUCUCCAGCAUGCGCUUCCGCAAGCGCCACGUUGGUGCUCACCAUGUUUAA
This is a messenger RNA of Penicillium olsonii, 1293 nucleotides long. The record is from the annotation of a GenBank genome assembly. NCBI's taxonomy places the organism in Eukaryota, Fungi, Ascomycota, Eurotiomycetes, Eurotiales, Aspergillaceae.